AUGUCUCCAGCUCGCAUUGAAGAGACUAUCCAGGAGCCCACGGACUUCUUCGAGCCCAAGCCGGCAAACAAAGCUAUCUUCCACGAUGGCUUCAAGACAUCCGGCCAGCAGGCUCCCAUCUACUCAUUAGUCCAGCCGUAUGAGAACUUCCCCAAGGAGAUCACUGGACCCACGGUGUGGAAAGCCGCGGAGUUUCGAGCCAACCCGGAGAGGUGGACCCAUCACUUCACGGAAGAAGAGGUAGCAGAGAUCAAUUCUGCCGCUGACAGAUUCAUCGAGUCCGGUAUUCCCCUGACAGGCAUCACUAAGGAUCGGUUCCCACUUCCUAAACUUUCCAGCCGUAUGCAGGACUUGAAGAAGAUCCUCGUUGAUGGGCAAGGCUUCUUCCUCUUCAAAGGCCUCCCCGUCACGGCGUGGGGACUCCAAAAGUCGGCUACUGCAUACAUGGGCCUUGGCACUCACCUAGGUUACUUCACCAGCCAAAACAGCCGUGGCCAUGUCCUUGGCCACGUCAAGGAUCUCGGCGAGGAUCCGACUCAGACGGACAAGGUGCGGAUCUACCGGACCAACGCCAGGCAAUACUUCCACACUGAUGCUUCCGACCUAGUCGGUCUCCUCUGCAUGGCCAAGGCCAUGGAGGGUGGUGAGUCAGACAUCGUGUCCAUGCACCACGUCUUCAACAUCCUGCAACGCGACCACCCAGACGUGGCCAAGACCCUGUGCGAGCCCAUCUGGUACCUCGACCGCAAGGGCGAGGUCUCCGAGGGGCAGAAGCCCUGGAUCCGCGCCAGUGUCUUCUACAUGGAGCACGACCCGCAGGGCACGCCUCGCCUGUACGGCAAGUUCGACCCGAUGAACGUCACCUCGCUGGCGAGGUACCAGACGGGGCCCGACGCCCAGGUCCCCCCGGUGAGCGAGGCACAGCGCAAGGCCAUGGACGUGCUCGAGCAGGUCUGCCUUCGGGAGUCGCUGCACAUGAUUCUCGCGCCGGGGGAUAUCCAGCUCCUGAGCAAUGCCCAGGUGUUCCACGCGCGCACGGCAUACAAGGACUACGCCCCCGGCACGAGGGACGAGAACGGUCAGCUCCGGCCUCGGCGCCACCUGAUGAGGCUGUGGCUCUCGGUUCCUCUGGACGAGGGUGGCUGGAAGCUGCCCUACCCUGACGCCAAGCUGAAGAAGCGCGGCGGUAUCCAGGAUAUUCUCGGAUUGAAAUCACACUUUCCUGUGCACGAGUUUGGUAGUUCUAACCAAGCGGCACAGUUCGACCGGGCGGCACCGUGCAAGAUCGGCGCGACGUACAGAGUCAAGUGGUGGGAGAACGCCCUGAGGCGCUACCAGACCGAGUUCCGGUCGACCGGCACCAAAACCGAGAACUUCUGCCACUACUUCUACGAGGCGGGCAAGGGGAGCGGCGCUCUGGUCAACAUCCAGUGCUUUAAGGACGAGUUCAAGAGCGGCAAGAUCAGGUACCUCGUCGACUGGAGCAUCAACGCCUCUCCCGGCGAGUGGCAAGACUACAAGGCGGUGCGCACCAAGGCCUUGGACAAAUGGCAGCUGGCCAUUCAGACCCACGAGCACAAAAAGUGCGUGAUCGAGAAGCCGUGGAAGGCCGACCGGUCGGAUGCCGGCGAGAAGAAGAAGCACACGCGGCUGCCUGGGAUCAAGGACCCGUAUGCGAAAUAG
Thyridium curvatum is the source of this 1683-nucleotide messenger RNA. RefSeq lists its product as uncharacterized. NCBI's taxonomy places the organism in Eukaryota, Fungi, Ascomycota, Sordariomycetes, Thyridiales, Thyridiaceae. Gene Ontology annotation, molecular function: oxidoreductase activity. Bases 1 to 1683 code for a protein of 560 amino acids. The transcript is spliced from 5 exons. The record is from RefSeq and is a predicted model, not a curated record.